Messenger RNA from Fundulus heteroclitus (mummichog), 1623 nucleotides. Its product is annotated as zinc finger protein 287. The record is from RefSeq and is a predicted model, not a curated record. Gene Ontology annotation, molecular function: DNA-binding transcription factor activity; RNA polymerase II cis-regulatory region sequence-specific DNA binding. The coding region runs from base 380 to 1507 and encodes 375 amino acids. NCBI's taxonomy places the organism in Eukaryota, Metazoa, Chordata, Actinopteri, Cyprinodontiformes, Fundulidae. The transcript has 2 exons. Gene Ontology annotation, biological process: regulation of transcription by RNA polymerase II.
AAUUCUGUAAUGGAUUUCACCUGACAAUUCUCUCAUGGCUGUGGUUCUCUCUGUUGCAUCUUUCCUGCCACACUUCUUCCUUCCACUCAACUUUCUGUUAAGAUGCUUGAAUACAGAGCCCUGUGAUUGUUUCUUCUCACGAGAGAAAGCUGAAGUCACAUCCCUGAUUUGUGCUCACGAACUUGGCCAGUGAAGUUGAGGGUGGAUUUGAGAGUUAGGUGUCAACCUCAGCUUUAUCCAGAAGAGGGCGAUAAAGACAAGCUCCAGAAGCCAGCAGCGUGAAGCGUCAAAGAAGAAGGGGUCCCCUCUCUCCCUCGCAGCGUUGUUAUUAACCUCCACCCGGGGUCAUCCAGGUUGUUUUGUGUCAGCGCGCACCUUGAUGAAAAUGUCUCCGCUGCUGCUCAGGGCCUUCGUGAACGAGCGGCUCGCGGCCGCGGUCGCAGAGAUCCUGGAGGUUUUCGAAGGAGCGAUCGCCAAAUACGAAGAAGAAGCGUCCCACUCCAAGCAGGAGAUCGAUCGGCUGCGAGGUCUGCUGCUGGAGCUGCAGAGCCAGCGGACAGACAUCUGUCAGCCGUCCGCCUGUGAAGACAACGCUUCCUGUGAGCAGGAGUCCGGCCUCCAGCAGGCAGCUCGGUGGAAUCCAGAGCUUCAGCGCAUUAAAGAGGAGGAUCAUGAGCUCUGGGCGGCUGACCGGCAGGAGCAAGGACGGGCAGCAACGAAUGCGGAUGUUUUAAAUCUCCCCCGCUCCUCUGUCGGGGAGGAGCGUGAGCGGGAGGAUGCAAAACCACCGGGGCUACGUUGGACUCGCAGCUCCGAGCCAGAUGAGUUUCAGGAGGUCCGUGAAGCGAAACCAGCAGAGGUCAAAGCGCCUCUUCACUCGAUUGCGUCGUUACAGGACGAAGCUGCUGCCAUUUCUACACCGGACCGUACAGAGCAGGGUCAGUCUAGUGCCCUCCUCUCCAGAGAGCCCACAGACUCGUCUCACCUGAACUCACCUGGAGCCGACUACCAGUGCUCCCUGUGUGCCGAGGCCUUCCCCUCCAGCCGCCUCCUGAUGAGCCACGCCUUCCAGACCCACUCCAGGGACGUCGGGGUCCUGUGCACCGUGUGCGGAGGGACCUUCGAGUCCGCCGAGAGCCUCGACGCGCACCUCAGGUCCCACGACGGCUCGAAGUGCUGCCCCAUGUGCGGGAAGCUCUUCAAAAGCACGACCUCGCUGAAGGAGCACAUGGCCGGCCACGCCGGGCUGAAGCUGCACCGCUGCCACGUCUGCGGCAAGGAGUGCCGGCGCAAGGGAGACCUGAAGAUCCACAUGAGGAUCCACACGGGCGAGAAGCCCUUCUGCUGCUCGCUGUGCUGCAAGAGCUUCACCCACAGCGGGCACCUGAAGAAGCACAUCAGGAGCCACACGGGGGAGCGGCCGUACCGGUGCGACGUCUGCGGGAGGGGCUUCCUGCAGAGCGCGCACCUCAAAUCCCACCUGGGUACCCACGCUCAGAAAAAGUGAGCGGCUCGUAUUUCAUCGAGAAGAUUCCUUCAAAGAAGCGACUUGGUGACACUUUUUAAAGAUGACACUCAUAAAGAUGAGAUAUACAGGACUGUCUCAGAAAAUUAGAAUAUUGU